Messenger RNA from Haliotis rufescens (red abalone), 2347 nucleotides. RefSeq lists its product as uncharacterized. The record is from RefSeq and is a predicted model, not a curated record. The transcript has 11 exons. NCBI's taxonomy places the organism in Eukaryota, Metazoa, Mollusca, Gastropoda, Lepetellida, Haliotidae.
UGUACAGUCACGUGGUGAAGAUUAUAUACACUAGUGAAUGACAAUGCCCUAGUCAAUAUAAUGUAGACCCCUGAAGAAGGUGUAGAUUUUUCCUGACGUUGACUGUGAACGCAGUCAGUCGUGUAUCUUAACCUUUUCUCUGAAGGCCUAAACAAAGAUGAAAUAGGUGAAACCAUGAGUGACUCCAGUGGAGGAAACCCUGAAGAUGAGAGAAUACUUCUGGUGAAAUCCAUCUCUUCUCUCACUGAAACGGAAGAAACUCUCCUGAGCAGAGCAAGAGAUUUACUUAAGGAGUCUUUGUCGGUGUUUGUUGAGGAAAAGAUUGGACUGCUAUUCAAGAUUGUUUCAACAUAUAGAGACGUUCUACAAAGACAUGGACUGAAAACAAAAGUGGAAUUGAACCGAUACAUACAGAAGUAUUACAGGCACCCCGAGGUCAGAGAGGCAGCAGAUGAAUGGCAGGACCUCGAGAGAGAAUGGGAUGACUUUCUCGGUGACAUAGACAAGGAGUUGGAUACGGAGCAGGAUGUCCUAUUAAACCCAGGCGAAGAGGGUCCUGUGGAUGUGUCACUAGUGGAUGCCCGGACUGGAAAGGCCACAACUCUACAGAGUUACCUCCCUUCAUCGAGCCUGACUCUGGUCUUUCUGCGUCAUUUUGCCUGACUACCUUGACGAGAUCACGUGGCACAGCUUCUAGCUCACCAGGAGGAGUUUUCUGCAGCAGGAAGCAAGGUGCUCGUGAUCUCGUUCGGAGCUAAGGAGGGGGCAGAGAAGUGGAUGGCAGAAACUGGGUGUACAUUUGACAUGCUGCUGGAUGCUGAGAGAAAGUUGUAUAAAGCAUUCUCGUUGAAGAGAUCUGUUUUGAAGGUGUGGAGUUUAUCCUGCCUGGUCUACUAUGCCGAGCAAAUGGUCGCAGGACGAGAGUUACCUGCCCCUUACGAGGACAUCAAAGAUGACCCACAUCAGAUGGGAGGGGACUUCACGCUGGACAAGGACGGGAGGAUGAAGCUCAUCUACCGCAGCGCGACCGCCAAAGACAGACCGUCUAUUGAUGCCCUUCUCCAGUCUGUCAAGGACAUGAACUCUACAGGGGACCUGUAGCUCACCUUGUCUCUCUAGGAAAUGAAAGCUUGAAGCAUUUCUGUGCUGAUGAAUGAAGGUCAAGGUCUAAACCAAUAUGGCUGCCACGACUGGACAAAAGAGUCAGUGAAGUGGAAUGUUUCAAUAUUUCAUGACACACUUCAUAAUAUUCAAGAUAUAAGAUCAACUUUCUAUUUCACUGCAAUGUCCACAUUAAUCCCUAUAUGUAUGUUAAAGGAAUGCCUAGGAUUUACUUGACGGCACUGUUUCAUGACUUAUGCGUUUCCGAACAAGGAAGCGUAAUACCUACCUCGUACGUGAAAUCUCUUGUGAAUGAUGUGAUUUCAUUCAUUGAUGAUUCUCUAUCAGUUUCAUGAUUCUCCACCAGUUUCAUUUUUCUCCACCAGUUUCAUAAUUCUCCAUUUGUUUCAUAAUUCUCCAUCAGUUUCAUGUUACAUUGCAAUGGCUGCCAAUACCUUUGUCGCAGUGGAGCCCUGUUUAUUGUUUCAACAAAGUCUGAGAGAAGUGAAAAGAUUGGUCACCACAACGAAUCAUAGUAUUAUCAUUGUGUGUUAACAACCAAUCAGAGACCUCGUCACUGAGUAAUGGAUGUAUUUUAACACUAUGUGAAUUGAAAGUAUGGCUCUCAUUGGUCAGUUUAUUCUUGCUGCAGAAUGCUUCAUGACAUGUGCGAUAUUUUGUGCAUGUAAAUUAUUUGUGAAAAAAAUGACCAAAAUCGUAAUUUAUAGGACAAACAUAAUAGCGUAACUUUAGCCUCAAAAUCGUAACUAUUACACCCAAAACAUAAUGGUUGAUAUCUCUGCAGUAGUGACUGCUUGAAUAGAACAUGCACCUAUCCUGCCGUUGUAUUGCUUGUUCAGGUACCGGUACUAUUGAAAUCAAGUUUUAUUGUUGUUUGUUGUAUUCAAAUGGGAAGUGCUAUUUUAGUGUCAAUACGUUUUUAAGGCACUCAAUGUGAUGACACAGCACAAAACUAUUGUGUGUCAUAUUGUGUUUUAUGCAGAUAUUCCAUGGCUUAGCUUUAUGUCUUUUGAUGAUUUGGCCUGAAAUAGUAUACACUGUGACAACAAACUUAAUUGUAAAAUGACUCGUCUGUUGGCUGUUGUUACAUUUCUGAUCUGUUAAGGAAUGUUGCGGAUGGUUUAAGGGCCCAGGCAUUACUUCAGCUGAUAUUUCUUUGAGCUGUCUACAUAUAGAUAAUUUAUUUUUAAACUAUAAGAAAUAAAUUUAUAUAUAUAUAUAUCUA